AUGACAGUCGGUUGCGACACGUAUGGCGAGUUGUAUGAUUACGAGGGCAAUGUGUUCUAUGUCAACUGUCUAUCGUCAUGCUUGAACGAUACAAAAGUGACAGCUGGUUCAUCUUGCGGUGGCUUUGGUUGCUGCCAGACAACCAUACCAAACGAUCUUACUGAUUUUGAUGCAUUCAUAUGGAGCCAUAACGACUUCAAAUACAUAUGGAACAUUAGUAGAUGUGGGUUGGCUGUUCUUAUGUCCGACGCCCAGGAUUCAUUUGAGUCACAAGUUUCACAUCUCUGGGACCUAAGAAACAAUGUUGAAUACCUUCUUAACGUUGGGAUAAGGACUUCCAUAGUACUGGACUGGGCAAUUCGAAACCAGGGUAGCGAGGAAGCACAAACAGACGUGGCUGGGAUAUCUUUGCAAUUGCCUGCAUGGUUUUCAAGGGAAUCCUUAUCUUCCCCAUGGUUUUCAAGAAAGGAAUCAGAGGCCCGAGGAGUUAUCCCCGGGGACAUCAAAUCCACAAAUAUAUUAUUAGAUGAAAAAUAUAUUGCAAAAAUUUCUGAUUUUGAAGUUUCCAAGUUACUUCCUACAGAUCAAUCUCAAAUAACAACAUUGGUUCAAGGGACAUUGGGAUAUUUGGACCCAGAAUAUUUCCACACAAGUCAAUUGACAGAGAAAAGUGAUGUUUAUAGCUUUGGAGUGGUUCUUGUAGAGCUCUUAACAGGUAAAAAACCUCUGUCUUUUGAAAGACCACAAGAGCAAAGAAACUUGGCUACAUAUUUCAUUUCAUCAAUGAAUGAAAACCAUCWUUUUGAACUAAUUGAAGAUCGACUUGUGGAUGAGAAAAAUGUUGAGGAACUUUGUGUAGUUGCCAAGGUUGCAAAAAGAUGCCUCAGUCUAAAAGGUGAAGAAAGGCCCACUAUGGAAGAAGUUGCAAUGGAGCUACAAAACUUGRAAAGGUUGAGAAAACAACCAUGGGUUCUACCAAUAGAAGAAGAGAGUGUGAGCUUAUUAUCUGAACCUUCAGAAUUCUAUCAUGUUGGUGAUACAUCUGAGCAGUCUUCUUUGCAAAGAAAUAUGAUAUUGUCCAUGAAUUUCCCUCGUUGA
Molecule: messenger RNA, 1098 nt
Organism: Nelumbo nucifera (sacred lotus)
Lineage: Eukaryota; Viridiplantae; Streptophyta; Magnoliopsida; Proteales; Nelumbonaceae
Source: RefSeq, a predicted model, not a curated record